AUGGCAGGGAAUUAUCACAGGGUGACUGAAGACGGUAAGAGCCGCUUCACCACCCAGCAUCUUCGUGAUCUUGAAUUCGACUCGCGACUCCUCACUUUAGACUUUUGGCUAAACGCUCAAGAAGUUUAUUCCGAUUUUCAACAUGGUGUAUGGGAACUUCUCCGAAAAGUCACGUUCGAUAAGGUCCAAAACAUACAAACGUAUCGAUUGGUUCGUUUUCUUGCUGUGGUAGGACCUGCAGCUUUACCGCCAGACCAAUUAGACAGAUACAAUCGCCUUAUAAACGAUAUGCUGGCAGUGUACAAUAGUGCUUCAAUUUGCGCCUUCAAAGAUCCAUUCCAAUGCGGUCUGAAAAUUCAACCCGAUUUGUCAGAUGUAAUGGCCAAAAGCAGAGACUGGGCAGAAUUGCAACACGUCUGGACAGAAUGGAGACGAAACUCAGGCAAUAAAAUCAAAGACACCUAUGAACAGCUCGUCGAUUUGACCAAUCAAGCAGCACGAUUGAACAGUAAGAAUUAAACUGAUUAAAUUAUCUACCUAUUGUGGACGCGUUACAUAACAAAUCAUUAGCAGUACAUGGAUUAUAUUAUAGACGUAUUGAAAAAGAUACAUUGAUAUUAAAAUAAGAAGGCCGAAAAAGACUUUAUUUAUUAGUAUAAACAUUUAAAUUAUNCGUAUGUCAGAAGGAAAUUGAGGGAGUAUUACGGACCGGAAAACAUAAAUCGUCAGGCACCACUUCCUGCUCACAUUUUAGGAAAUAUGUGGGCCCAGUCGUGGACAAAUAUUUUUGACAUUACACAACCCUAUCCGGGAAGGUACUUUUUAGACGCUACUCCAGAAAUGAUAAGACAGGGAUACACGCCCAUUGACAUAGUAAGACUUGCCGAAGAAUUCUUUUAUUCGUUGAACUUCACUUCACUGCCGAACAGUUUCUACACGUCCUCUCUUUUCGAAGAACCAUUGGACCGUCAAGUCAUUUGCCAAGCAUCAGCUUGGGACUUUUGCAACAGAGACGACUACAGAUUAAAAAUGUGCACCCGGGUUACCAUGAAAGACCUGAUAACAGCCCAUCACGAAAUGGCUCACAUACAUUACUUCAUUCAAUACCGUAAUCAACCAAAAGGGUUCCGGGAUGGUGCAAAUCCAGCUUUCCAUGAGGCUAUAGGAGAGGCCAUUGGUCUUUCAGUGGGCACACCCAAACACUUGCAAACAAUCGGUCUCGUACAAAAUUCUAUCGAAGAUACAUCUGUCGAUAUCAACUUUUUGUAUUCAGUCGCUUUGGAUAAAGUUGCUUUUCUACCCUUCGCUUACGUUAUGGACCUUUGGAGAUACGAUGUCUUCAGAGGACAAAUUGGAAAGGACCAAUACAACUGCCACUGGUGGAGACUGAGGGAGCAAUACAGCGGUCUGAAGCCUCCUGUACUUCGUUCUGAACACGAUUUCGACCCUGGCAGUAAAUACCACAUUCCAGCCAACAUCCCCUACAUGAGGUAA
Messenger RNA from Agrilus planipennis (emerald ash borer), 1494 nucleotides. RefSeq names its product angiotensin-converting enzyme (gene Ance-3). The record is from RefSeq and is a predicted model, not a curated record. Gene Ontology annotation, biological process: proteolysis. Gene Ontology annotation, molecular function: peptidyl-dipeptidase activity; metallopeptidase activity. NCBI's taxonomy places the organism in Eukaryota, Metazoa, Arthropoda, Insecta, Coleoptera, Buprestidae. Gene Ontology annotation, cellular component: plasma membrane. The transcript is spliced from 8 exons.